CUUCUGCCCCUCGAUGCCAUCACCGCUGCUGCCCCUACUGUCAAAAUUUCUCCUCUUCCUCCCUGCCACCUAUGGAAGCAUCGUGACUUGUUGUACCGACCGACCGACCGACCGAGACCCCGGAGUCGGCAUCGCAAUAUGUCGUUCUUUCGGUCGUUGGACGCGGUCAAGGGCAUGCCUCUCAUGACACCGGAGCGAGAGGCUGCUUUUAGGGCGGAAAAUCGAGCGGGAGAGGUGUAUACGAUCCACAUCAUCUUCUUCGUCCUCUCGAUUCUCUCGGUUUGUGCCCGGCUUGCUGCGGCGAGGCAGUCUGGUCGGAGGCUGGCUUGGGAUGACUGGCUGUCGGUAACUGCUCUAGUCUUCAUCGUCGGAGUGUUCACCGGCACAAUGUUCUGGCUCAAGUUUGGACUUGGUAGACACGAAGUAGUUGUCCACGAGGAAGACCCCAUGAACAUUACCCGAUUCUAUCAGACAAUCUUCGCCAACGAGAUUAUGUAUCCAAUGGGGCUCGCAAGCGCACGGCUAUCACUAGUGAUAUUAUAUCACCGCAUAUUUGGACUCUUCAGUGCGAGGUACUAUCUGUACGGUCUCAUGUUCUUCAUCGGAGCUUGGGCAAUAUACGCAACUAUUCCAACGAUUGUGGCUUGCAUACCCGUGCAAAACUUCUGGACUACACACAAGAACUGUCUUGACCUUUCCAAGCUAUACAUCAGCAUAGCAGUUGGUAGCAUCGUGACCGACUUCGUGUUGAUACUUAUUCCAAUACCCUACGCGAUGAGGUUGACGAUGUCACCUUUUAAGAAAAUGCUCCUCAUCUCGUCCUUUGUAUUCGGCGGCUUCAACUGUUUCAUCACCAUCAUCAGACUGGUCAAAGUCUCAACCUUUGACUACAAAGAUCCCACAUGGGGAACCGUCGAUUUGAUGAUUUGGACAGGACUGGAGGCUUAUUGUGCCGUGAUAUGCUGCUGCCUACCGACCCUUCGCCCCUUACUCCAAGUCCUCCGUUCCAAAUCCUCCAAAGACACCAACCAAAAUGAAGACGAAAUGAGUCGGCCUGACGUUUAUCUGAAAAUGCCACCGCAAAUAGCUUCUCGCUCUUCUGAGGAGGCACUUGAGGAAUACGACUUCGUCAAGAUGAGUCUUGCAGAUCUUCAGCAGUAUAGCCGGCGCACGAUGAUCGAGACGGGAGGGACAGCAUUGGUGUAUAGACAGCCAUAG
This is a messenger RNA of Colletotrichum paranaense, 1218 nucleotides long. RefSeq lists its product as uncharacterized. The annotation marks the transcript as partial. The transcript has 5 exons. Lineage: Eukaryota; Fungi; Ascomycota; Sordariomycetes; Glomerellales; Glomerellaceae. The record is from RefSeq and is a predicted model, not a curated record.